Aspergillus puulaauensis is the source of this 762-nucleotide messenger RNA. Its product is annotated as SDR family oxidoreductase. NCBI's taxonomy places the organism in Eukaryota, Fungi, Ascomycota, Eurotiomycetes, Eurotiales, Aspergillaceae. The record is from RefSeq and is a predicted model, not a curated record. Gene Ontology annotation, molecular function: oxidoreductase activity, acting on NAD(P)H, oxygen as acceptor. The transcript has 3 exons. Gene Ontology annotation, cellular component: intracellular anatomical structure. The coding region runs from base 1 to 762 and encodes 253 amino acids.
AUGGCACCCAAAACUAUCAUCGUCACUGGAGCUUCCAGAGGCAUCGGCCUCGCAAUCUCAAAAUACCUCCUCUCCGCCCCUCAAAGCCACAACGUCGUCGUCGUCGCACGAAGCAUCGAGCCCCUCCAAGCCCUAAAAUCACAAUACAAGGACCAAGUCGCCGUUCUAAACGGCGAUCUGGCGGACUUCAGUCUCGGGCAGAAAGCCGUCGAGCUGGCCGUGAAGACCUUUGGGCGGUUGGACGGGCUGGUCCUCAACCACGGGAUCCUGGGCCAGGUGGGGAAGAUUGCGAGCGCGGAUAUCGAGGAGUGGAAGAAGGGGUAUGAUGUGAAUUUCUUCAGUCUGGUGUCGUUUAUCACGGCGGCGGUGCCGGCGUUGAGGGAGAGUAAGGGUCGGAUUGUGUUUACGAGUUCUGGGGCUAGUGUCUCUGCGUAUCGGGGCUGGGGGCUUUACGGGUCUACGAAGGCUGCGAUGAAUCAUCUGGCUUUAAGUCUUGGGGAGGAAGAGCCUGAUGUUGUCAGUGUUUCUAUCCGGCCCGGGAUGGUGGAUACGGAGAUGCAGAGGGAGUUGAGGGAGGACCAUGCGACGACGUUGGAGCCGCAGGUUCAUUCUAAGUUUACGACGGUGCAUAAGGACGGGAAGCUGCUUAAGCCUGAGCAGCCGGGCCAUGUCAUGGCCAAGUUGGUGCUGGACGCGCCGAAGGAGUUGAGUGGAAAGUUUCUUUCGUGGAAUGAUCAACAACUCGAGGCCUAUCAGGCGUAA